AUGAAGACCGCCAGGCGGGCCAGCAACGUGGAGGUGCCCUCUUUCCUCCGCCAGCUGGUCAAAGAGACGGAAAAGAUGGUCACCUCCUUUUUUAAAGGGGGGCCCAAGGAACAUGGAUGUGGGGAGCAGGACAAUUCUGAUGAGGAUGACUCAAUGCCGAGCCCCUACCUAGAUUGUCCCAUCUUGGAGAAGCAUGUGUCAGAGGGGGGUUCUCAGUCGGGGGUGAACUACGCGGUGGCGAGUAUGCAGGGCUGGAGGGCUCAGAUGGAGGAUGCCCACACCUGCAUGCCCCAGCUGAGAGAAGAGCUGACAGACUGGGGAUACUUUGCCAUUUUUGAUGGACAUGCAGGAACCACAGUGGCACAGUAUUGUUCCAGAAACCUGCUGAAUUACAUCCUGGCAACAGGUGGGGUCAAAGCAACCGAGGACCCCGAGCAGGUGAAGGAGGGGAUUCGUAAAGGCUUCCUGGAAAUUGAUCGCCACAUGCACAAACUGGCUCGCCAGGACAACUGGGACCGUAGUGGCACCACGGCAGCAGCCAUCAUGAUGUCACCACGCUACAUUUACUUUAUCAACUGUGGGGACUCCCGUACACUGCUCUGCCACAAGGGCCAGGUCGUCUUCUACACAGAGGACCACAAGCCGUUCAACCCCAGAGAAAAGGAACGCAUCCAGAAUGCUGGAGGCUCGGUGAUCCUCCAGAGGGUCAACGGCUCGCUGGCCGUUUCAAGAGCACUGGGGGACUUUGACUUCAAGGAGGUGGACUGGAGGCCGCAGACAGAGCAGCUAGUGUCGCCAGAGCCAGAAGUGUAUGAGAUGGAGAGGACGCCUGAAGACGAGUUCCUAAUUCUAGCAUGUGACGGUGUGUGGGACGCCAUUGGUAAUGAGGAACUGUGUGCCUUUGUGCGCAGCCGUCUGCAGGUGUGCGAUGACCUGAGGGAGAUUUGCACCCAAGUCAUGGACCUCUGUCUGUAUAAGGGAAGCUUGGAUAACAUGAGCAUCGUCAUUGUCUGCUUCCCCAGCGCCCCCCAGGUGUCACAAGAGGCACUGCAGCAGGAGGCAGCGCUGGAGCAACAGAUUGACAUGAAAGUGGAAGAAAUUAUUCAGACGAUGAGGUCCAGAAAUGAGGACCCUGACCUUUUGUAUGUAAUCAAAUUCCUGGCUGCAGAAGAGAUACCAGGGCUCCCACCAGGAGGAGGCAUCACCAGCAAGCGAGAUUGUAUCAUCUCUUCAUAUCAGAAAUACAUCAUGGCUGUAAAAUCUCAGGAGGCGAUGGUCAUCGAAGGAUCAGAGGAGGACUCAAACUAA
Cyclopterus lumpus (lumpfish) is the source of this 1308-nucleotide messenger RNA. It is a transcript of the gene ppm1na, whose product is annotated as protein phosphatase, Mg2+/Mn2+ dependent, 1Na (putative). The transcript is spliced from 6 exons. The coding region runs from base 1 to 1308 and encodes 435 amino acids. Gene Ontology annotation, molecular function: manganese ion binding; protein serine/threonine phosphatase activity; magnesium ion binding. Gene Ontology annotation, cellular component: nucleus; cytosol. The record is from RefSeq and is a predicted model, not a curated record. Gene Ontology annotation, biological process: positive regulation of canonical Wnt signaling pathway; negative regulation of canonical NF-kappaB signal transduction; protein dephosphorylation. NCBI's taxonomy places the organism in Eukaryota, Metazoa, Chordata, Actinopteri, Perciformes, Cyclopteridae.